GUGCUAGAAUGAAACUCGGGCUUCCUUCAUACAGUUUCUACCCUUGAUGACAUUAAAUAACUUAGUCACAUUGUGGAGGAAAUGAAGAGAGAUUGAUUCAGGGUGAUGUGGUCCACCUUCUCAUGUCUGCUUCCCCUUUCCCUGACCCAUAUUAAGCCUCCUGAGCUUCCAGAAGAUCAUAUUUUGUGCUUGUGGAGGAACCAAAGAGGAACUUGGACACAGGGAGCAUGGGGCUCUGGGCCUUGGGCACCAGUGUAUUCCUAAGGCUUUGGGGGACUUAUGUGUUCCCAGGAAGCACUGCCUGGACAAACUUCAUCCAGCAUUUGGGAGUUUGCUGCUUUGUGGCUCUCCUUUCGGUAAGCCUCCUCUCUGCAGCCCUCUACUGGGUCUUGCCAUCCGCUGCCUUGCUCUCUGCUGUCUGGAUGGCCACUUGUGUCUUUCUGUGCUGUUCCAAGCAUGCACGGUGCUUCAUUCUUCUGGCCAUUGUCUCGUGUGGCCUCCGUGAAGGGAGGAACACUUUGCUUGCGGCUGGCACUGGGGUAGUGAUCUUUGGACACGUGGAAAAUAUUUUCUCUAACUUCAGAGGUCUCUUAGACAGCAUGACUUGCAACCUAAGGGCAAAGAACUUUUCGACACAUUUUCCACUUUUAAAACGCUAUAUCGAAGCCAUUGAGUGGAUUUACGGCCUCACCACUCCACUGAAUGUACUUGAUGACCUUGUUUCAUGGAACCAGACUCUGGCGGUCUCUCUUUUUAGUCCCAGCCAUGCCCUGCAGGCUCACAUGAAUGACACCAGAGGAGAAGUCCUGAGUGUCCUGCAUCGCAUGGUGCUCACGACAGAGCUUCUGACUUCUGUGGGCCAGAAACUGCUUGCCCUCGCCGGGCUUCUGCUCAUUCUAGUCAGCACUGGCCUCUUCCUGAAGCGAUUCCUGGGCCCUUGUGGCUGGAAGUACGAGAAUGUCUACAUCACCAGACAAUUUGUUCUGUUUGAUGAAGAGGAGAGGUGCCAACAGCGGCCCUGUGUCCUCCCGCUGAAUAGGAAGGAGAGGAAGAAAUACAUCAUCGUCCCAUCUUUGAAGCUGACUCCCAAAGAGAGGAGAAACCUUGGGCUUUUUUUCCUCCCUGUCCUGACCUAUCUCUACAUGUGGAUGCUGUUCGCAACUGUGGAUUAUCUGCUGUAUCGGCUCAUUUCCUCCGUGAACAAACAGUUCCAAAGCUUGCCAGGGCUAGAAGUUCACUUGAGACUACAUGGAGAGAAACAAGGAACUCACGGAGUCAUCCACGAUUCUGCCUUUAAUAUAUCUAUGUUCGAACCAAGCUGCAUUCUUAAACCACGGCUCAGUGUGUCUCAGACUUGGGUUCCUCUUAGUAUUAUUCUCUUAACGCUGGUGAUACUAGGAUUGUUGUCUUCUAUGCUGAUGCAGCUUAAAAUUCUAGUGUCAGUCUCCUUCUACCCCAAAGUGGAGAGGGAGAGAAUUGAGUACCUCCAUGCAAAGCUCCUUGAGAAACGAUCAAAGCAGCCAUUGGGAGAAGCUGAUAGGAAACUGAGCCUGUACUUUAAAAAGAUUCACUUCUGGCUUCCAGUCCUGAAAAUGACUAGGAAGAAGCAUAUGAUCCCUGCAAAUGAAGAUGACCCGUGAGCAACAUGGUCCUUCUUCCAGGGUCAGUGGCUGCUUCUUACUGUCUAUUCAGUAAGAGAGGGCUCUAUGAGAAGAAGGUCUACAGAUGCUUGAGUUUGCAAGCCCACCUUUCUGGUUAUUCUUCAAGCUACUUGUCAAUCAUAAUGCCAAAUGGUCCCUAGGUAAAUAGAUUUUUAGUCUGUCUUCCAAACAAAACACAGUACCUAGAAUGUCAUGGUUAAAGCUAAAAUGAUGGUUGGCAUGAACAUGUCCUCUAGAGGCUAAGAUGUUUGAUAGGUAGAUGAUAGAUCCCCAGUUGGUGCAAUUUAGGGGAGACUUACGAGGUGUGGUCUUGCUGGAUAAAGUGUGUCACCAGAAAGUGUUUUGCAGUUUUAAAAGCCAUGUGCUAAUUCCUGUUUGCUCUAUUUCCUGCCUGUGGCUGGAGAUGUGGGUUCUCAGCUGUCCCUGCCUCCAGGUCUGUCUGUCAGCAUAGUUCCCCACUGAGAUGGUCAUGGUUCCUCUCUGGAACCUUAAGUCCAAAUAAACCCUUUCUUCUACA
Molecule: messenger RNA, 2178 nt
Organism: Rattus norvegicus (Norway rat)
Lineage: Eukaryota; Metazoa; Chordata; Mammalia; Rodentia; Muridae
Source: RefSeq, a predicted model, not a curated record